Lepisosteus oculatus (spotted gar) is the source of this 2184-nucleotide messenger RNA. RefSeq names its product CDP-diacylglycerol--glycerol-3-phosphate 3-phosphatidyltransferase. Gene Ontology annotation, cellular component: membrane. Lineage: Eukaryota; Metazoa; Chordata; Actinopteri; Semionotiformes; Lepisosteidae. Gene Ontology annotation, molecular function: phosphotransferase activity, for other substituted phosphate groups. The record is from RefSeq and is a predicted model, not a curated record. Gene Ontology annotation, biological process: phospholipid biosynthetic process.
GUAAAUAAAAGUUUGAACCAAAAAUUAAAUAGACAAACACGCAGAGGAAGCGUGUUUGCCCGCGUUGCUGUGGAGGUGACGGGCUCGGCGCAUCAGGAAGACAGACGCGGAGGGGUGACGGUGGUCGGUCGGUGGAGUAAUUCAGGGCGCCACGGCGCUCUUCCUGCAGAAACUCUCGUGGAAACGGGGCUUGACAAGCUGGCCCUCAGACGUCUCGCCGCGUAUGUUAAUGAGGUGCUGUUUCCUCUCCCCCGUAGCCGACGUCACGGGCGCUGCAGGAGGUGAUAUUGAGCUGAUGAGAUGAAGUUGCCCUUCCUGCCGAGCCGCUGAGCCGUGCGGGAAGUGGAGACUGUGCAGUCGGCGAGGGGGCGGGCGUCGCUCCGGAGGGGAUGAAAUGGGACUGGAGGUGUUACUGUUCGUCCCGAAUGUUAUUGGGUACAUCCGGGUCCUGCUGCUGGGCAUCGCCUGGGCUUACUUCCACGAGCCUGAGGUUUUCAUCCCCUGCUACGUCAUUUCCAUCAUACUGGAUGGGGUGGACGGCUGGGCAGCCCGGCGCCUGAACCAGACGUCGGAGUUCGGGGCCUGGCUGGAUGUGGUGGUUGACAACCUGGGCCGGGGCAUGCUGUGGAGCAUGCUGUUCGAGGCGGGCUGGCUGGUGGCGGCGGUGGAGUGGUGCGUGUUCGUCUGCACGCACAGCGCCCUGGGAGCCCAGUGGAAGAGCCGUCUGGGAGCGGGCCCCCCCUGGGUGCAGGCUGUCAUGGCCAAUGGCUUUAAGACCCCUCCAGGCGUGCUGGCAAUCGGUGGGCUGCAUGUCCUGCCCGUGUGGCUGUACGGGUAUCAGCGUGGGGUCCUGACCGAGCCCCUCUCCAUCCCGGCCUGGCUGCAAGGGCUGGGGGCCAUCGUCCUCAUAGCAGGGAGGCUGCUGUGCUUCACUGUGGAGGUGUGGUGCAUCUGGAUGCAUAUUCGAUUUCUCACCAGGGAUGAGAAGGCGGCGAAGGAGGAAGAGUGAACCUGCUGUGAUCAGCAUACCUCCAGCACUUGAGCAGUUCAGGUUGAACUGCACCACAUCUCCCUGCAGGAGCACCUUGAUGGAAUGGAACAAGUACAAAAACCUGCUGACAAGCUAAGCCUUAGGCAAAAUAUUUGUGAAAAAGGGGAAUCAGGGUUUCACACCUAGGAGUCGCGUGUUUGCACUUUUACCGACUGUUUAACUGGUAGAAAACAAGUCUCCUCUGGAAUGCUGCUAAAGUCUCUUUUAGCUUUAUGUUAGUAUCCAUAGUGCCCCAAUGUCUGGAGAACAUGACACACAAAUACUGUACUUCAUCAGGCCAUCACUUAUAGUGGGCGAUUCAGCUCUAAUUGCCUGCUUCAUGUGGAGUUUCCCCCCCUCUGUCUGCUUAAAAACUGCAGCAGACCCCCUCUUUUAAACUCUUCUUUCAAUUUUUAAUGUUUUUCCUUUUACCCACUUGUGUUUCUCGUUUCCUGCCCCAGGGGCAAAUGCCGGUAAAGGCAAAGCCCUUGAGUGAUUGUUGUAUGUUUUCGGGUGUCAGUUGUAGGAAAAAAAAAAGUUACAGAAUAACGGGGACAGAAGCAGGGGGGCAUUCCUGAGUUUUAAGUGGAAGGAUGGGGAAACGGGUAUGGGGCUUCACCGCUUUUCAACAGUGAACACUUCCACUGGAGCUCCAGCUGGUGUGCUGUCUUCCAGGGCUGGGCUGUCUCUGAGCUAUAGCCAAACACCGUCACAAUCGCUCAUCCUGCACAUCAACCUCAGCAUUUCUAUCAAGACUGCAGUUUUUAAUAUUGUUCAAGCGUAAGCCACGUCACAUGAAGAAGCACUCAUUCUUUUAAUGAAAAAAAAAAGAGAGAGGCUACCCGAGGCUGCAUUAAUACUAUAUUUGUUUCCUUCAGCAAUAGUUACAGAAAUUCACAAUGUUGGUUACAAAUGUUUAAUAUGGUCUGAUGGCUACACAAUGUUGGGCACUGCAGACUUUAUGGAGUUAGGAUUCUGUUAUAAUGAGUUAUAUUAAUACACAGGCAAUGAAAGAAUCCUUGAUUAAACAUUAGCAAUGUUGAUCUCUUUACACAGGCUCAUUAUGGCACUACUGAGGGGGGGAUUUUAAACUAUGUAUUUAAUUUGUCACUUCAUAACUUACACAUUCAUUUUCCUUAACCCUUCCAGUAAAA